AUGAUUUUGGAAGACAUAUGGGCCGGUUCAAAUGGUCACGUACAAAUGCAGCGUGAACCGAGUGGUCAUCCUCAAACAGGUAUCCAAAUGGGAGGUCGACAAUAUCAGGCUCUUCAUCUUAUGGCCUUGACGAAGAAGGCCGGUCUUGUCAUUGCUUCGUGCGUCUCUCACCUUCGGCAUUGCUUGGUCUUCUGCGGCCCGCCAUUUUUACAAAAUACCUACAAUGAAAGUGGAAACAUAAGACAAGAAAGUUGUUUGCUGGUGUGUUGGUUCACAGCUGCUGCUCUUGAAAUCUUCAGGAAUUAUGCGACUUGGGACCCUGAAACUCUUAGCUCCAAUGGUGGAAACUUCACCUUGGGGUUCUUCAGCUCUGACUCUACAAAUCGCUAUGUAGGAAUUUGGUGGAAGUUCAACCUCACUGUCACAUGGGUGGCUAAUAGAAACCAACCACUGAAUGAUUCUUCUGGGGUUGUUACAAUAUCUGAAGACGGCAAUCUUGUGGUAUUGAAUGGGAAGAAACAGGUUGUUUGGUCAUCAAAUGUGUCCAAUAUUGCAUCCAAUUCUACUUUCCAACUUUCAGAUUAUGGAAGCCUUCUCUUGCUGGAUAACACAACAGGAAACACCAUAUGGGAGAGUUUCAACAAUCCCUCAAAUACUUUGUUACCCCGUAUGAAAAUUAGAAGCAACAAAAUAACAGGUGACAAAUUAGAACUUACAUCAUGGAAAAGCCUUUCUGAUCCAUCCAUUGGAAGCUUUUCUGCUAGUGUUGAACGCCUACAGAUUCCUGAAGUGUUCAUUUGGAAUGGAACUCAACCAUACUGGCGCAGUGGUCCAUGGAAUGGUCAACUUUUUCUAGGGAUACCAAACAUGGGAACUUCGUAUCUUAGUGGUUUUCAAGUUCAAGAUGAUGGGAAUGGAACCAUUGAUGUAUCUUUUACAGCAUAUGGGAUGGGACCCUUAAUGUAUACCUUGAAUUCCCAAGGCCAAUUGGUGGAAAAUCAUUGGUAUGAUGAGCAAUGGCAAGUUCCAUGGACUAAUCACCAAUCAGAUUGUGAUGUUUAUGGUAUAUGUGGGGCAUUUGCAAGCUGUAAUUCAGAGAGUUCGCCAAUAUGUAGCUGUUUGAUAGGGUUUGAGCCAAGAAACAAAGAGGAAUGGAAUAGACAAAACUGGACUAAUGGAUGUGUUAGAAGCACACCUCUGCAAUGUGAAAGGACCAACAAUCAAAACACAAGUGUGGACAGCAAUAAAGCAGAUGGGUUUUUGACAUUGCAGAUGAUCAAAGUUCCUGAUUUUGCACAAGGGUCAUCAUCUGUUACACAAGACACAUGCAGAAGCGGGUGCUUGGAGAAUUGCUCUUGCAUUGCAUAUGCAUAUGAUAAUGCAAUUGGCUGUAUGUCUUGGAAUAGGGAUCUAAUUGAUAUUCAACAAUUCCCAAGUGGAGGAACUGAUCUAUACAUUCGUGUAGCCAAUACAGAACUUGGUAUGCCAGACAAAGGGCGAAACAUAAAAGUCAUCAUUAUAGUUACAGUGGUAAUAGCAACUUUCAUAAUUUUCACUUGUGCGUAUGUCAUUUGGAGAAGGAAAAAGAAGAAUUCUCCAAUUAUUCGAUUUAACAAAGGUGUAACAUCUAAAUCUAAAGAACUCGCAAAUGACAAAGUAAUUGGAGAAUUAUCACAAGCUAAGCUACAGGAGCUAUUACAAUUUAGCUUUGAAAAGCUUGCAAGUGCCACAAACUACUUCCACUCAUCCAACAAACUUGGCCAGGGUGGUUUCGGUCCAGUAUACAAGGGGAAACUGCAAGAUGGUAAGGAAAUAGCAGUUAAAAGACUUUCCAGAGCAUCUGGACAAGGUCUAGAAGAAUUCAUGAAUGAAGUUUUGGUAAUUUCUAAACUUCAACACCGCAAUCUUGUAAAACUUCUUGGCUGCUGUAUUGAAGGAGAAGAAAAGAUGCUGAUAUAUGAGUACAUGCCAAAUAGAAGUUUGGAUGCAUAUGUGUUUGAUCCAUCAAAAAAUGAACUCCUAGAUUGGAGAAAGCGCUUUAGCAUAAUAGAAGGAAUAGCUAGAGGGUUGCUUUAUCUUCAUAGAGAUUCAAGGCUAAAAAUCAUACAUAGAGAUUUGAAGGCAAGUAAUAUCUUGCUAGAUGAGGAACUAAAUCCAAAAAUAUCAGACUUUGGUAUGGCAAGAAUCUUUGGAGGGAGUGAAGAUCAAGCCAAUACCCAAAGGGUUGUGGGAACCUAUGGCUAUAUGUCUCCUGAAUAUGCAAUGCAAGGACAGUUUUCUGAAAAAUCAGAUGUCUUUAGCUUUGGAGUUUUGCUACUGGAGAUUGUUUGUGGAAGACGAAACUCAAGCUUUUAUGACAAUGAAAAUUCUCUUACCCUCUUGGGACUUGUCUGGAUACAAUGGAAGGAAGAAAAUGUUUUAUCUUUAGUAGAUCCAGGAAUAUAUGAUCCUAGCCUUGAAAAGAAAAUUAUGAGGUGCAUACACAUAGGACUUUUGUGUGUACAAGAAUUUGCAACAGACAGGCCCAAUAUGGCUGCAGUAAUUUCUAUGCUUAACAGUGAGAUUGUGGAUCUUCCUCCUCCAAGGCAACCUGCCUUCAUCCUGAGGCAGAAUAUGCUUAGUUCACUAUCCUCUGAUGAAAGCCUUAGAUUGCAUUCCAUCAACAAUGUCAGUAUUACAGACAUCCAUGGCAGAUAGCAAACUUGGAGCUCUGAGUAAACAAUUCAAAGCCAGUGCUGACAAUACCGAAAUCGUUAAGAUUGUUGGAACUUUGUAUGGAUGUCUUUUUCAUUAAUAGAGAAUGAGGUACCAGAUGCUUUAAGGCUCUCUAACUAGUGAUAGACCAGAUGCCAGAUGCUUUAAGGCCAACCGACCGGAUGCCAGUGCAAGCAUUUACACACCAAACUUCAUGUAACAUUCUAAUUUAUUUGAGUUGUCGCGAUGGUUUCCUUUAGCGACUAGAAUCAUAGUGUUAUGGAGCGGCUUCAAAUAAAUUGUAAAUCUUGGAUGAUACAGAGUUCGGACAAUAAUAUAGAUUCUGGUGGUUGCGAGCUUUAUGCCAACGAUGCUAUUUUGGGGGGAAGUUUAUGGUGGGAGAUGAUAGUGUGUGACAAUAUCCAAUCAAUCACUGAAUGCGAACUGUAUGGUUUAAAGCACUCCUUCUGGGUUUUACUUGGGUUAUUCACAGUUUGAGAGAGUACUUGGAAAAGGCUUCUUGACUCGUGUGCUCAGAAUAAAGGUCUACUGAGCAUACUAUUGUCCGACCAAAAAAGAGUAAUAUCAUGGUCAUCAAAUUAUAAUAUUUAAUGUUACACUCCUCUCCCCCCGAUGAUAUGUUGACUUUUUGGUUAGAAUUUAGCUCCAAUUUGUU
Molecule: messenger RNA, 3370 nt
Organism: Gastrolobium bilobum
Lineage: Eukaryota; Viridiplantae; Streptophyta; Magnoliopsida; Fabales; Fabaceae
Product: G-type lectin S-receptor-like serine/threonine-protein kinase At1g11330
Exons: 8
Coding region: 1-2697 (898 amino acids)
Biological process (GO): protein phosphorylation; recognition of pollen
Molecular function (GO): protein serine/threonine kinase activity; ATP binding
Source: RefSeq, a predicted model, not a curated record